AUGAGCUCGUCCCUGUUGUUCAGUACGUUUGAAGUCUCGAAGCAAGUCUUCUUCCGCACGGCAACGACUGCUGCAAUCGUAAAUCUCAAGCCACUCGUUCCCGGUCAAGUCUCUUCGCUCUUCAAAUCUGUCCAAGUCGUCGGUCGGACAGUUCAACAGGCGUACAAGGCAGAUGGAUUGACAAUUGCAUGCCAAGAUGGCGAGGCGGCUGGUCAAUCCGUCCCACACGUUCACAUCCAUAUCAUCCCGCGUAAAGCCGUUGGAGAUCGCUUCUCGCAAAAUGACGAGAUCUAUCCAGAACUAGAAAAGCAUGAAGUACAUAUGCUCGGCGAUAUCAACGGAUCUAAUGGUGCGGAAGGUCCCACGGUAGACGUUCACCCGAACAGUGCAUUAGAAACUAAAGCCCACGGUGUGGAAGGCAAAGGUCGAGGGUCGGAUCGUGGGUCGUUUGCUGUUGAUGACGCGUUACGAAAACCACGCUCCGCAGAAGAUAUGGAACGCGAGGCGGCGUGGCUCACCGGACUGGUCCCCCCGCCUCCGGAGGACAUUGAUGAAUGA
Serendipita indica DSM 11827 is the source of this 558-nucleotide messenger RNA. Lineage: Eukaryota; Fungi; Basidiomycota; Agaricomycetes; Sebacinales; Serendipitaceae. The record is from the annotation of a GenBank genome assembly.